AUGGAAAAGGUCGACGUGCUCAUUUGCGGCAGUGGAUCGGCUGGUCUUUGCGCUGCGACAUGGCUCGCCCGCUACGGUGUGAAAUGCAAAGUGCUGGAACGGCGUGACGGUCCCAUGAAGAUGGGCCAGGCAGACGGCGUGCAAUGCCGCACCGUUGAGAUCUUCGAGAGCUUCGGUAUUGGCGAGGAGCUUCUACGAGAAGCAUAUCACGUCCUCGAGGUGAACUUUUGGGCGGAUGACGGCACCGGCGCCAUCAAGCGUACGGGACGCACUGCGGAUACACAGCCGGGUCUAUCGCACCAGCCGCAUGUCAUUCUGAACCAGGCCCGGAUCAACGGGCUUCUCAUUGAGCUCAUGCGCAAGUACAAUGACCAACGGAUUGACUACGGAUACAAUGUCACCGAGGUCCACGUCGACAGCGCCUCUGCCACCGACCCGGAGGCCUAUCCGGUCACGGUGACUGCAGAGAAAGACGGGGGCAUUGAAACCAUUGCAGCUAGAUAUGUUCUGGCAUGCGACGGUGCCCACAGCGUUGUCCGCAAGGCCCUGGGGUACAAAAUGAUCGGUGAUAGCAGCGACGCCGUCUGGGGUGUCAUGGACGUGGUACCAAGAACAAACUUCCCCGACAUUCGCAAAAAGUCCACUCUUCGCUCAAAGGCAGGAAACAUCCUGGUCAUUCCCCGUGAGGGUGAGAGCAACAACUUGACGCGCUUCUAUAUUGAACUGGCAUCGGGAACCAACCCGAAGGACGUGAGCCUGGAGAGCCUGCAACGGCAGGCGCAGGCUAUCUUCCACCCCUAUCAGGUUGAUUUCGUCGAGACGGUCUGGUGGUCUGCGUACUCCAUCGGUCAGCGUCAGGCCGACUUUUUCCAUAAAGACCACCGGGUCUUCUUGGCGGGCGAUGCCUGCCACACUCAUUCUCCCAAGGCCGGUCAAGGGAUGAAUGUCAGCUUGCAGGACGGUUACAACAUUGGGUGGAAGCUGGGAGAGGUCUUGACUGGCCUGGCCACUCCCUCUCUUCUCGAAACUUACGUCCUGGAGAGACAAAAAGUUGCCACCGAUCUGAUCAAUUUCGACCGCUACUUUUCCAAGCUCUUUUCCUCGGGGGCCAAAACUACCCCUGCCGAGUUCCAACAAGGCUUCAUCCAGUCUGGCAAAUACACUGCCGGCCUGACAGCCAAAUACGACGUUUCACCCAUCACCACAUCAUUGGACUCCACCCGGCUUGCUUCGAACGUCGUCGUUGGCAUGAGGCUACCCAGCGCCCAAGUUGUACGGUUCUGCGACUCCAAACCCCAGCAACUCAUGGAAUCACUCAAAUCCGAUGGCCGAUGGCGCAUCGUGGCCUUUGUGGGUGACUUGACCCUCCCAGAAAAGCGCAACGAAUUAAAUGCCCUCGGAGAAUAUCUUUCCUCGCCAGAGGGUUCAAUCCGUGCCUUCACGCCAAAUACCCGAGACGUCGACGGUUUGAUUGAGACCCUUGUUGUGGGCCAUGGAAAUCGCCACGAUGUUGAGCUGGAGCAGAUCCCUGAAUGUUUCUAUCCGGCCACGGGCCAAAACCAAACAAGAGACUUGCACAAAAUCUUUUACGAUGACGAGAGCUAUAAUGAGGGCCACGGACAUGCUUAUGAAUUUUUGGGCAUCGAUCCGUCACGGGGUGCCCUGAUCAUCGUCCGUCCUGAUCAAUAUGUUUCCGCCGUCAUGAGCAUCGGCGACUACCCUGAAAUCGGCAAAUUUUUCGGUGGAUUUCUCAAACCGCAACUGUAG
Molecule: messenger RNA, 1767 nt
Organism: Penicillium cinerascens
Lineage: Eukaryota; Fungi; Ascomycota; Eurotiomycetes; Eurotiales; Aspergillaceae
Product: putative phenol 2-monooxygenase
Exons: 5
Coding region: 1-1767 (588 amino acids)
Molecular function (GO): FAD binding
Source: RefSeq, a predicted model, not a curated record